GACGUGUGAACGUACGAGAGAGAAGGCGGCGUUAAGUGGUUCCGAUUCUGUCACGCUUAAAGUUAAUUAGCGGAGCGCGCUAAUGCUAAUAUAAGGCGGGCCGCGACUUCGGCGCGUUCAAUCGAAGAAGCGGAAUCACCGCGCGCCACAGGAUGAAAGCUCCGUUGGCCGCGCUCGCCACGCUGGUGCUGCUCGCCUCGUCCGCAGGCGCCCUCAACCUCUUUCAGUACAACACGGAGGUCGUCAAGGGAGCUUCCUGCAGUACGGAGAACAAGCCUUUGGGACCUUUUUUUAUCCCGGAUAACCAGUGCUCAGGUGUCCUGUAUAAUCUAACGCAGCACUGCGAGCGGCUGGAGCUGGUCAAGGUGAGCGUGACCGACUACGCGCACGUCAAGGUCACCAUCGACGACUCGCUAAGCUCGGUGAGCAUCGAGCGCUCGCCGAACCUAGUGAGCACGUGCCCCGGGCGCGCCGCGGUGCGCGCGGUGCUGGGCUGUGGCCUGCACUCCUCUGACGAGGCACCACUAGCCGGCCACGACAGUGUUUUGCCGCCCAUGUAGCGCUACGGUCUCGGAACGUAUCAUAAUUUCGUUCGCCAAUAAAAUGUUAUAAAAACCCUGUCAGUUGUUUGGUUAUUAAA
Molecule: messenger RNA, 640 nt
Organism: Papilio machaon (common yellow swallowtail)
Lineage: Eukaryota; Metazoa; Arthropoda; Insecta; Lepidoptera; Papilionidae
Exons: 4
Coding region: 153-560 (135 amino acids)
Source: RefSeq, a predicted model, not a curated record